GCGGCAGGGUCUGGGAUGUGACCCCGGCUCAAGCUGCGGCAGUAGCGUCGCCGGCUGCAGCUGCGGCAGUGGCUUCGGAGGCUUCGGGGUCUUUGCAGUUUGAGAAAGAGGACCCCGAUCCUCUCCUUCCUCAGGCUUUUUGAGGAAAGGGACUUUGUCAUGUUAACGACCGUUUUCCCAAUACUCAGAAUAGUACCUGGGAGGUGGAAGAGAGUAAAUAUUUGUGGGGUUUUAAGAAGCUGGCCUUGGUGCAGUAAGGAGCUUAGAACAAUGGAGGAACGGAAAGUGAAGAGGAGGAGUCCUAAGUCUUUUAGUGCCCACUCUACUCAGGUGGUUAAUGCCAAAAAAAAUGCCAUUCCAGUUAGUAAAAGCACAGGGUUUUCAAAUCCUGCAUCACAGUCAACUUCACAGCGACCAAAGUUAAAAAGAGUGAUGAAAGAAAAGACCAGACCUCAGGGUGGAGAAGGAAAAGGUGCACAACCAACUCCUAUUCAGCACUCCUUCCUCACCGACGUCUCAGACGUUCAGGAGAUGGAGAGAGGGCUUCUCAGCCUUUUGAAUGAUUUCCACUCUGGAAAACUUCAAGCAUUCGGAAAUGAAUGUUCCAUUGAACAGAUGGAACAUGUUCGGGGAAUGCAGGAGAAAUUAGCUCGCUUGAAUUUGGAGCUCUAUGGGGAGUUAGAGGAACUUCCUGAGGAUAAGAGAAAAACAGCCAGUGACUCCAAUCUGGACAGGCUUCUGUCUGACUUAGAAGAACUGAAUUCUUCCAUUUGUUUUCCAAAGGAUAAUAAACUGGUAUUGUCUUCUCAAAUGAUUUUUUUAAAAUAUCUGGUAAGUUUUCAUAUUUACCUCUUAUUAGUUCUUACCAUGAAAAUAAUUCUUGCCACAUUAAAAUAAUUCUGUGCUCUACUAGAACCUGGAACAUAAUCUUGAUUUAGUGACUAUUUUUAAGUCUUCAGAUUUCAGAUAUAGUAUAAUUUGUAUAUUUUAUAUUGUAAUAUAUAUUAUUAUAUUAUAUUAAUAUAUUAUUUAAUAUAUUUUAUAAUUAUAAUAAUUACAUAUAAUUAUAAUUAUUUAAUUAAUAUAGUAAUAUUUAUUAUUAUCAUAUAUCUCUAAUUUAUAUACUAUAUUUAUAUAACUAUAGUUUAUAUAAGUAUAUAUAUAAGUAGUAUAAACUAUAUAUAUAUACGUAUCUAUAUAAUUUAUAUAGAUACGUGUAUAUAAGUAUAUAUAUAUAUAUAUAUAUAUAACUUCACUAUGCUUAAAAAUUGUCUUGUUACAUUCAGGUUUAAAAAUUGUCUUGCUACAUUCAGGUUUCUCAGCCACAUAGGCACUUGCCCUUUAAAUCAUUUUAAUAACUUUUUCUCGGCUCCUGAGUGUAAUUUCCCAUAAUUUAAAAGAAGUCCUCAUCACAGAAUGAAAAUCUUCUUAACGAUAAACUCAGACAAAAGCUACAUUUGGCUGAUGCACAAGAUGUUCCAAAUACUUCCACCAGCUAAACGACAUGUGGUUGCUUUCUUGUGGCUUGAAGAAGAGCAGCAUUCAUUACUUUUCCAGCUGAAUCCAGUAGCAGAAUCACCUUCCACAAUAAGGAAUAAAGUGAUUAAAGUGCCAGUGCAAUGAUUGUUUUCACUCCUGCUUUUAGUAAAUUUGACUCGCUGCUAUUCAUCAUAACUGGAGCCUCGGCCUUGUUGAAGGCUUAAUCAGGUUGUGCUGCUAUGCUUUCCAUUGUUGCCUUAUGGGGGUUAUACUUGAAAUGCAUUGUGCAGAAUGUUAAUAAUAGGGCUGAAGGUUUCUCCUUCCUGAGCUCACCAAACUUAUUCCCAUGUUGCUUAUAAGUUGAUGAUGCACAGGCUUUUUGUGGCAGCCCCGCUGCAGUUUACGUUAGACAAUCAGUACACACACUGGUGUUUUCCAGUGGCCAGUGACAACAAAAUGUAAAUGAGUAUUUGUGAAAUUUGCUAUUUUUAAUAAAAGUGAUUGUUUUAAA
Messenger RNA from Mustela lutreola (European mink), 1990 nucleotides. RefSeq names its product coiled-coil domain containing 28A (gene CCDC28A). The transcript is spliced from 7 exons. The coding region runs from base 160 to 897 and encodes 245 amino acids. NCBI's taxonomy places the organism in Eukaryota, Metazoa, Chordata, Mammalia, Carnivora, Mustelidae. The record is from RefSeq and is a predicted model, not a curated record.